AUGGCAAAUACAUUAAGCUCUUCUCUGCUUCUUGCACUUCUUGUUAUAGUCUUUACCUCGUUUUCAGCAACUGCAGCACAAUACAAUGUUCUAAGUUACGGGGCAAAGCCAGAUGGGAGAACUGACUCAACCAAGGCCUUUCUUGCUGCUUGGAAACAAGCAUGUGGCUCUAUUAGCCCAUCUACCAUUUAUGUCCCAGCAGGCAGGUUUUUGCUUCAAAACGUAGAAUUUAAGGGUCCAUGCAAGAACAAUGCGAUUGUUGUACGUAUAGAUGGCACACUUCUAGCUCCGACCGAUUACCGGGUUAUCGGUAACGCUGGAAACUGGAUUUUCUUUCGGAAUGUUGAUGGUGUCACAGUUUCUGGUGGGGUACUAGAUGGCCAUGGCUCUGGUCUGUGGGACUGCAAGAAAUCUGGGAAGAACUGCCCAAGUGGUGCCACGACGCUAGGGUUUUCCAAAUCAAACAACAUAGUGAUCAGUGGAUUAACUUCUUUAAAUAGCCAAAUGUUCCACAUUGUUAUCAAUGGCUGCAACAAUGUGAGAAUCCAAGGAGUCAGGGUUAGUGCUUCCGGAAACAGUCCGAACACCGAUGGCAUUCAUGUACAAUUGUCAAGAAAUGUUGCAAUCUUGAACUCCAAGAUUGGAACCGGCGACGAUUGUAUCUCAAUCGGUGCCGGCACAACAAACCUGUGGAUUGAAAAUGUUGUGUGUGGCCCUGGCCAUGGAAUCAGCAUUGGGAGUCUAGGCAAGGACCUUAAGGAGCCUGGGGUGCAAAAUGUGACAGUUAAAACGAUUACAUUUAUUGGCACUCAAAAUGGGUUAAGGAUCAAGUCUUGGGGUAGACCUAGCAAUGGUUUUGUUAGGAAUGUGCUUUUCCAGCAUGCUGUCAUGACCAAUGUUCAGAAUCCCAUUGUUAUUGACCAAAACUACUGCCCUGACAACAAAAAUUGCCCUGGCCAGGCUUCUGGAGUUAAAAUCAGCGAUGUGACAUACCAAGACAUACAUGGAACAUCAGCAACACAGGUUGCAGUGAAAUUUGAGUGCAGUAAAAAGUUUCCUUGCACUGGGAUCAAAAUGGAGGAUGUGAAGCUCACUUUCAAGAAUCAACCAGCUCGUGCAUCUUGCAGCAAUGCUGAUGGAACAACUUCAGGUGUCAUUCAGCCCAAUAGCUGUCUUUAG
Molecule: messenger RNA, 1179 nt
Organism: Dovyalis caffra
Lineage: Eukaryota; Viridiplantae; Streptophyta; Magnoliopsida; Malpighiales; Salicaceae
Source: the annotation of a GenBank genome assembly